This is a messenger RNA of Magallana angulata, 675 nucleotides long. RefSeq names its product complement C1q-like protein 4. The record is from RefSeq and is a predicted model, not a curated record. The transcript has 5 exons. Lineage: Eukaryota; Metazoa; Mollusca; Bivalvia; Ostreida; Ostreidae. Bases 99 to 599 code for a protein of 166 amino acids. Gene Ontology annotation, molecular function: protein binding.
UGGGAACCAACAGGUUGCUCUGUGUCGAUCCCUUGUAGGUCAAACUCUGCAAGUCCCCAAAACUGAGACAAGAAUAUUAACUCAAGAGAAGUAAGACCAUGAAGUCCGUUAUUUGUACAUUUCUAUUGGCUGCUGCUCUUCUCGAGGUAAAAGCAGAAACCAACGCCGUUGCCUUUUCCGCCGGACUCUCCAAAAACCUGGUUUUGGCCCACACCGAGAUCGUGGUCUACGACAGAAUCUUCACCAAUGUCGGCACCGGAUACGAUUCUAACACCGGCAAAUUUAGAUGUCCAACCAGCGGGGUCUAUGUUUUCCAAUUCCAUUCCGUAGCCAACCAGGAUAAAACCAUUUGGACAGAACUUUGGCACAACGGAUACUACAUUUGUUCAAUGUACGGACAUACUUCCGGUGAUUAUGCUUCCGGGGGAAAUUCGGUCGUUCUUCGCCUAACAAAGGGUGACGAGGUUUACGUGAAGGCCGUUGACCCCACAAACGGCGCCGCCACUAACAUGUACGGUGCCUCGGACGAGGUUUACUCCACAUUCUCUGGGUACAUGGUGGCCCCCGUGUACGAGGAAUUCCCCUCUGUUGUAGGAUAAAACAGUCCAAUCCACAGUUCAAAUCAAGUCUUAUUUGUGUUUUAUCAAAUAUAAGUAAAACAUUCUAAAAUUACAA